Messenger RNA from Antrostomus carolinensis (chuck-will's-widow), 523 nucleotides. It is a transcript of the gene GINS3, whose product is annotated as GINS complex subunit 3. The transcript is spliced from 2 exons. Gene Ontology annotation, cellular component: GINS complex. Gene Ontology annotation, biological process: mitotic DNA replication initiation. The record is from RefSeq and is a predicted model, not a curated record. Lineage: Eukaryota; Metazoa; Chordata; Aves; Caprimulgiformes; Caprimulgidae. The coding region runs from base 155 to 472 and encodes 105 amino acids.
CACGCAGGGAUCGAAGCUGGAAAUACCUCUGUGGCUUGCUAAAGGUCUGUGUGACAGCAAAAGAAGAAUAAUUUCUGUGGAACUGCCAAAAAUUUACAAGGAAGCCUGGAGGACGGUGUUCAGCGCUGAUGCCAAUGUGGUUGAUCUGCAUAAAAUGGGGCCAUACUACUAUGGAUUUGGCUCCCAGCUCCUGAAUUUUGACAAUCCAGAGAAUCCUGAGAUAGCUCAAACUCUCCUGCAGACGUUUAUUAGCCGUUUUCGUCGUAUCAUGGACUCCUCUCAGAAUGCCUACAAUGAAGACACAUCAGCGCUGGUGGCUCGGCUGGAUGAAUUGGAGCGAGCCUUAUUUCAAGCUGGGCAGAAAGGACUGAAUGACUUCCAGUGCUGGGAAAAGGGACAGGCUUCUCAAAUCACAGCUUCUAGUCUGGUCCAGAAUUACGGGAAAAGAAAGUUCACAGAUAUGGAUGGUUAAAAGCCUGAAGAACAUGCAGCUGCAGUGGGGGACACCAAGAGAUUUACAGUC